This is a messenger RNA of Seriola dumerili (greater amberjack), 746 nucleotides long. It is a transcript of the gene tex30, whose product is annotated as testis expressed 30. Bases 8 to 703 code for a protein of 231 amino acids. The record is from RefSeq and is a predicted model, not a curated record. Lineage: Eukaryota; Metazoa; Chordata; Actinopteri; Carangiformes; Carangidae. The transcript is spliced from 5 exons.
UCUUGUGAUGGACAGGUUUGACGAGCUGCUCAUCCACUUGCAGGUCACAGUGAAAGUGCCGUUCGGGACAAAACAGCUGGAGGCUGCUGUUUGUGUCCCAUCCUCCGUGAAGGACAUUCACACAGCCGUCAUACUCACACAUGGUGCUGGUGGAGACAUGAACUUCAAACAACUGGUCUCUCUAGCACAUGCUUUGGCUUCAAGUGGCUUCCUCUGUCUCCGUUUCACAUGCAAAGGUUUAAACUUGGGUUAUAGAGUGAAGGCUUACCAUGCUGUGUGGGACUACUUGAAACAGAAGUUUACCAUCAAGCACAUAUUCGUUGGAGGCAGGUCAAUGGGAUGUCGUGCUGCUGCAGCUUUGGCUAGGCAGCUGAGUGAUGAAACAGCAGAUGCAGUGCAGGGUGUCAUCUGCCUUGCUUUCCCACUGCACCCCCCGGGACAGACACACACCCAUCGCCAGCGGAGUGAAGAUCUCAAGGGGCUGCCUGAAAACAUGUCUGUGCUCUUUGUGUCAGGCACUGAGGACAACAUGUGUGAAAGGGUCCUUUUUGAUGGGAUAGUAACAGAAAUGAGAGCUCAAGCUGAGGUUUUUUGGCUAAAAGGAGGCAGCCAUGGGCUGAGCGUGAAGGGACGGUCAGAAGAGUCUGUGUUGGAUGAAGUGAACUUAAAAGUCAUCACCUGGUUGAGUAAACAAGGAGCAUAGAGUAAUUAAUUUUUUUUUCUUUUUUUUAAUUGUAUUUGUUGAA